ACAUUGUGUCUCCAAAUGCUAAAUGUCUCCCAUGUGCAAAGCUCUUCUGGCAUCUGAGGCUGCCAUGAGUCUGCAGGUUCAGAUUACCAGUGGUAUGUGGGAUCACUUGCAUUACAUCUACUCUCUUCCCUCCCAAAGAUCGAUAUUCUGAAGGCUCUGGGUGUUCAGAUUGUGAGGACCCCAUGUGCGCGCUUUGAUGCCCCAGAGUCUAACAUUCGUGUUGCCUGGAAGUUGAAAAGUGAAAUCCCAAACUCUCACAUCCUGGACCAGUACCGAAAUCCAAGCAACCCCCUGGCUCAUUACGACACCACAGCUGAGGAGAUCCUGGAGCAGUGUGAAGGCAAGGUCCACAUGGUGGUGAUGGGGUCUGGCACAGGAGGCACCAUCACUGGUGUUGCCAGGAAGCUGAAGGAGAAGUGCCCGGAGUGCAAGAUCAUUGGUGUAGAUCCUGAUGGCUCCAUCGUUGCUCUGCCCAGUGAGUUGAACAGGACGAACACGACAAACAUCGAGGUGGAGGGCAUUGGGCAUGACUUUAUCCCUACUGUCCUUGACAGAUCAGUGGUUGAUCAGUGGUAUAAAUGCAACGACAGAGACUCGUUCCUCAUGUCUCGCAGGCUGAUCAGAGAUGAGGGAUUAUUGUGUGGCGGCAGCUCGGGUAGUGCCAUGUCCGUCGCUGUGCGGGCUGCCAAGGACCUGAAGGAAGGUCAGCGCUGCGUCGUCAUCCUGCCCGACUCUGUUAGGAACUACAUGUCCAAAUUUUUGAAUGAUAAGUGGAUGACAAAAAACGGUUUCCUAAAUGAGGUCCAGGAGCACAAGCCUUGGUGGUGGAACAUCAAGGUGCAGAAACUGAAUCUCUCAGCCCCUCUCAUUCUGCUCCCAGAAGUCAGCUGUCAAAAGGCAAUUGAGAUCCUUCAGGAGAAGGAAUAUGACCAAGCUCCUGUUGUUGCUGAAUCAGGACUUAUUUUGGGAAUGGUGACCCUGAGCAACACCCUCACCUCGGUGCUGAGUGGAAACGCACAGUUCUCAGACCCUGUUACGAAGGUCAUCUAUGACCAGUUCUCAAAGAUUGGCCUGGAGGACAACCUUGGGAAGCUUUCCUGCAUCCUGGAAAAUGACCAUUUUGCUAUUGUUGUAUAUGAGCAAAUCCAGUUCAAUGGAAAUGGCAGUUCCUUCACGAAGCAGAUGGUGUUUGGUGUGGUCACAGCGAUGGACCUCCUCACCUUCAUCAGCCGAAACGAGAAGUAGCAGAGCAUGUUGGCUGCACCCCACUCUGCUCCUCUGGCAGGGCCAGGCAUGCCGCCCCAAGCCCGAGACACCCGGCUGAGGGUGCUUGCUGGUCUCACGCAGCUGAUUGUUUCUCAAAAUGACUAGGUGAAAAUUGUAAUGUAGUAACUAUUUGUCUGCUAAAUGCCACCCAGAAUGUCACUAAAGAGAAGAUAACUAAAGAAAUUGCCGUGUGUUGUUACAU
Molecule: messenger RNA, 1468 nt
Organism: Columba livia (rock pigeon)
Lineage: Eukaryota; Metazoa; Chordata; Aves; Columbiformes; Columbidae
Product: cystathionine beta-synthase
Cellular component (GO): cytoplasm
Molecular function (GO): cystathionine beta-synthase activity
Source: RefSeq, a predicted model, not a curated record